CCUUAUUCUUGCAGACAUCGAGUGUAAACUGAUAAAGACCGGCCGGGGUAUCCUGGCGAUGGUGCAAGACUACACGUUCAUCAGGAUCAACCGGCGUUCUAACAUCUGGACCUGCUCCAACCGGCAGAGCACCCAGUGCCGAGCCAAGAUCAGGGUUCACGAUGAGACGGAAUCGCUCCUGGAAUACCACCCGGAUCAUAACCACCCGCCGCCCAAGUACCACAUCAAUAAGCAGGGACUUUAUUGCAAAGCAUGGAUUCCAGAAAAAAAUCUUGGCACUGACGACGACCCUUAUUUCGUGAUGAGGCCCAAAGGCAUGGCGUUAUUAUGGGGCGAGCACAGAUACUUCAAGCAGAAGGAGUGUAAGGACUCCACGAUAUGGAGGUGUUCCGAGUACGGCAAGAUGGGGUGCCUUGGCAGUGCCACCGUUAAAGAUGGGUGCGUGAUAAGAUGUAAAAGUCAUUCGUGUUCAGAAACGUCUUUCCCGAAUAUGGACCUGAAGGAUGAAGAAGAGAACCCUGAAGCCGAAACUUAGAUUAGCUAUUUAGCAGUAGAAGUCUUAAUUUCACAGGUUAUUAAUGUGGGAAACGGGAUUAUUCCCGUCUCUAUUUCCCACCACUGCCAUUCCUGUGUAGCUUGUACAUUGUACUGCGCCAUCUAAAACACAAAAAAAUCAUCAGGUCACUUAUGCCCGUUUUCACCAUCAAUCCCUAAUUUUUAAGUGACCCCCUAUGGUAUGGUAACACAUAACAGGAAUUUUGUUUUAAUAGAGGUCACUUAAAAAUUAGGGAUUGAUGGUGCAAACGGGUAUUGAUCAAUAAUAUCUUACUUAUUCGACUGGUUUCUCGAAGUAGCUCC
This is a messenger RNA of Ostrinia nubilalis (European corn borer), 858 nucleotides long. RefSeq lists its product as uncharacterized. The transcript has 3 exons. The record is from RefSeq and is a predicted model, not a curated record. Bases 59 to 535 code for a protein of 158 amino acids. Lineage: Eukaryota; Metazoa; Arthropoda; Insecta; Lepidoptera; Crambidae.